Thelazia callipaeda (thelaziosis nematode) is the source of this 4665-nucleotide messenger RNA. NCBI's taxonomy places the organism in Eukaryota, Metazoa, Nematoda, Chromadorea, Rhabditida, Thelaziidae. The record is from the annotation of a GenBank genome assembly.
AUGCAGUCUCUGCGAAGUACUCUGUUGAUAGCAACAAAAUUAUCACCGACACUAACAGAUGAUCAACAGCGAUUUUUGUUCCGUAUAUGUAUCACAUCAGCGUUACUUGCUCGACUGGCUAUGGACAAUUUGGCAUUUAUUCAACCGCAUCUCGUGAAACGAAUAAGGAAUUUACGUGUACUUUCUUGUAAUGCUUUCAAAGAAGUUUUCCAUGCCUCGCAAGAUCGUCAUUUUGUAAUUGAUGAGCUCAAUUCAUUUAUUACAUAUAUUGUAACUCCACAAUGUUUAUACGUUGAUGGUAAUGCAGUUCCAGAAAUUCCUCUAAGUCUUCUGCGAUUGUUCCUAUCAUGGACAUCGAUUCCAAAAUUAUUCUUUCUGCUACGACUUCAAGUGGUAACUGAUGGCAAGGCACCGUGUUCACUGCUAUCAAUUUUGUGUAACAUGCUGUCCUCUAAAAGUAUUAGUAAUUUGAGUAAAGAAAAGAUUAUCGAUGGCAUAUUCGAUUUGCUAACUUUAGCCGACGAGAUUACUACUUAUGCUGUCCCGGAUAAUAUCUUGUUUCCACUUCCAGAACAACAUGGUUUAAGCAGUGGAUUUGCUAUGGUGAUUAGUGAGCUGCCGAAAAUACUAGCAUUUAUUUUUGCUUCUUUACCUUCAGAACGAGAAAAGCGCAAGCUUAAAACUAAGCAUCUGGAACUCUUGAGCAGAGUGAGCGAUUUCAUCCAAGACGGAGAAAUGAUUGAGCAGUAUAUUUCUGUUCUGUUGACAUUUGUGAAUUCUGGAACUAUACGUUCUGAUGAUGUUAUUCGGUCUCUUUUGUUAAUCGUUUCACGAAUGAUGGCUGCAACACCAGAACCUAUUAAAUUUUUGAAGCAACUUGUAAAUCCACAGUCUUCGCUAACAGAACGUUCACAUCGCGAAGCUUUACAGAAAGUUGAAGAGGUCAUAGCAGUGAGGAUAAAAGAAAAUGACAAGAGGAAGGCAGAACUUUUGAAUUAUAUAAUAUCUUUCGAUUCAUGGGAUGCAAGUCGAAUUGGUGAACCAGAUUAUGAUGAGCGUCAUAACGCAUAUUCAGGCUUCAGUGAGGCUUUAACAUCAAAUGAAGUGAUUGAUCCAGUUAUAUUGUGCUUAGCAUUGCACAACGAUUAUUAUGUUAUAACUCAGUUCAGCGAUAUUUCACUACGCUCGGGUGCUACCAGGAAUUUUCGUAACAUUAUUGAAUAUUUUGAGAAGUUUCAAAUGGUCGAGUGUGAUAACAACGAAGCUACAAUUUUCAUUAUCUUGAAACUCAUUGUUAAAGGUCUAAGCAUUGAGAAGGAGCUCAUACGCCAUGAUUUUGUGAAACUUUUGGUUGCAAUGAUUACUUGUUUCCCGAUGCAUAAGCAUCUUCGCUUUUUAUUACCUUUAAGAAAUACUGCUGACAUUGACUUGGACUUCUUCGAAAAUAUUAUUCAUUUGCAAAUUCAUCGAAGACAACGUGCUUUAUACAAGCUCACACAGAGUUUGCGGACAGAAGAGGUUCAUAUUCCAAAUGAAAUUUUGCACCAGUUUGUGUUACCUUUAUUUAAACCAUAUUUGUCAAAUUUAUCUAGUAGUACAUCUGCUUUGAGUGAUGCUGCUCUCGGACUCCUCAAACAAAUUAUGAGUAGGACACCAUGGAAGAAGUACUUCUCAAUGUUAAACUACUAUCUUAAACGAUUGAAAAAGGAAGAUACUAAUGACAAAUCACUAGUGAGAAUUAUUGUUGCUAUUGUGGAAGCUUUUCAUUUCAAUGUAUGGGAUGAAGCUCACAAUCCUGCACUGAAACAAAAAUCAGUUCAUUUCAAAAUAAAUGAAACUGGAAAUAUAUCUAGUAAUAGUAAAGAGGAUAGUCAAGUUGAGGAUUUAAUCGUUGCUCAGGUCAAUAGUAACAGCAGCUUGAGAAGCAGUGCUUCAUGUAUAUAUCAAAAGAUUGUUGAAUAUCUAAUACCACAAUUAAAAGACUGUGCCACGGGGAAAGACCUGACAUCUCAUCGAAAAGCUCAUUCUUUGAAAUAUUAUAAAGAAGAUGAUGAAAUACGAAGAGCUCCUGUCGCGUUGGCUACAGUAAAAUUGCUGCAGAAAAUGCCACAGAAAGUAAUGGACGAUAAUUUACAUGGAAAACUUUCUCGAAUUGCUGCACGCGUGUAUCAUUAUAGCGUGGUCAUCAAAAUGUGCUCACUGUUGAUGUCACGAUCAGUAAGUGUACGAGAAGCUGCGGGAAAAACUGUUAUUGAAAUCACCAAAACUUUAGGCUCCAAAUAUAUUUGUUUUAUAAUACGAGAAAUGAAACAGACGAUGACAAAAGGAUACCAAAUUCAUGUGAUGAUUUUUUAUAUUCACAAGUUAUUGUCUGCCAUGGAAUUUCAGCUUAGCACUGGGGACCUAGAUUCAUGCCUUAUAGAUAUCGUCGAGGUAUGUAAUAUGGAUUUAUUUGGUGAUAUCGCGGAUGAGAAAUCUGUUUCUGGUAUUACAAAGGAUGUUCCAGAAGCGAAGACACAAAGAACCUAUGAGACUUAUCGAUUACUUGGACGAUAUAUUAGCUCAAAUUGUCUUGACUAUGUUUUAGAAACCUUAAAAAAGGUUGUGGAGUCUAGACCUGAUACAAAAACAAUGCAAAAGGUGGGACGCUUACUACGUCAGUAUUCAUUGGGAAUAUCUGCUAAUGAAGGCAUUGAAUCCAAAGUUGCAUUGGUUUUUGCAUAUCAUAUUUUGAAAAGUGAAGUGCUUGGAGUUAUGAAGGAAGGUGAAAAACCGACUGAAUCAGGUGCUUCAGAAACAAAAAAAAGGAGACGUGCGGAAAGUUGUCUACUUUUGGAAAAAGAACCUGGACGCAUGGGAGUGAUAGUGAAAGUAUCAACAAGGAGUAAAAUGCAUGUCUUUAUUGAAUUUGGCAUGUGUGAACUGUAUUCAGUUCUGAAAAACAAAGCUUUUGACGUUGAUUCAAAUAACGAUAUUGCACGAUUAGACCCAUUUGUCAACAUUGUUUUGCAGUGUUUGCAUUUAAAAUAUGAUCAAAUUCUUGUGUACUCCUUACGAUGCUUCCUGAUACUGCUCAAAUUUCCUCUACCUUCACUCCGAUCAAAUAUUGCGGAAUUCCUUAAUCGUCUGUUCAUCUUGUUAGCUGAUUAUGCAGCUAUUGGUGCAUUUGGUAGCGCACACGAAUAUGUUCGAAAAUCAUCGGAGAGUCUCACUCAAAUCAUCAGAGACGCUCCACAUCUUGUUUUAAUAUCAAAACGCCUACAGUUGUUAUUGACUUAUGUUGAAACUGAUGUAGCCGAUAAUCAAAAGCAAGCAGUGGCAUUUCCUUUGAUCAAAGCAAUAAUCACGCGGAAACUUCAAGAUCCGAAGAUUCCAGAAAUCAUUCAUUAUCUUUCUGAAAUAUCUAUUAUGUCAGAAAUUUCGCAUAUCCGUGAACAGUGCCGACAAGUAAUACUCCAAUACGUUGGUACUCAUCCUCAAAGCAAAAAACCUGCGAAGUAUAUUGAAUUUUUUUUGGAGCAGCUGGAAUAUCAGUAUGAAGAUGGUCGACGUUCCGCUAUUGAAAUGUUGAAUAUGCUGUUUCAAAAAUUCACUGAGAAGGUUAAUGAUGAAUAUGCUUUGUUUGCUUACGUUAAAUUAUCAGCACGUUUAAUGAAUGAUGAAAGUAAGGAAUGUCGUCGGAUGGUAUCUUUAGCCAUUCAGCAGCUUAUAAAUUCUGUUUCGGGAUCAAAAAGAAACGAUCUUUAUUUGGCCACUCAAGAUUGGUUGAAAAGUAACAAGGAAAUAUAUAUCUGCACUGCUAUGCAGUUACUCGUAAUGUUCAGUAAGGAUAGCGGGGAAAAUAUUGAAAAUACAUUGCGCGAAUUAUCACAAACACUAUCUAGAAUCUUUGAUAUAGAUACGUCAUAUUCAUGUGCUGAAGAAAAUAUACUGAUCAUUAUUGAUAAUUUGACUUCAUUGCUGCGUGCUUAUAUUGGGAUAAGUUCUUUCGCCAGUUCUCAAAAAUCGCCACUAAUACAGCUAUCUGCAGCUCAAUUUUUUGGCUUCAUUUUUGCUGCUGUCAGUGAUGAAUAUUUGUUAUCUAUGAGUGACCCAUCGCCUAGACAAUUGAUGCAGUGGAUGUUAUCGGUCAUGAAGUCCUAUGAACUUAACAAUGCAUUAGCUGAGCAGACAGCGAAAAAUAUAGUAUACUUGUUUGAUCCAGUUGUGCGAUCGGGUGAGAAUUUGGAUUGGCUUGUUUCCCGAUUCAAAAUGAUAUGUAGAUUUGAAAUAGUUAGACUGCCUGCUGAAUUCACCCGAAGGAUCAGUAUUUUCAAAGUUAUAGCUGCUGUUGUUCUUAAGACGGAUCUUAAUCAAUGCAGAAUCGUUAUAAGAUCAUUAUUACCUGUGCUUUAUCGUGAAAUGCAAGGCAGAUCUACGCAGACGAGCGAAGAAUUGCGAAGGAUUGCGUUAGAAGUAGUAGAAACAAUUAAAAGAAAAAUUGGUGAAGAUGAAUUUACGAAACGAAUAACUGAAUGCCAUAGACAGUUUGAUAUCAGAUCUCAAAUGAGGAAGCGAAAACGCAAAGAGGACUUUGUUUUAAACCCAGUAAAUGCAGCGCUCAAAAAGCAGCGAAAAAAUAAAGUCAAACAAAAAUUAAAGGCGAAAAAAAGGCGCAUAUCAUGA